This is a messenger RNA of Ictidomys tridecemlineatus (thirteen-lined ground squirrel), 3444 nucleotides long. It is a transcript of the gene Rhpn1, whose product is annotated as rhophilin Rho GTPase binding protein 1. Gene Ontology annotation, molecular function: protein binding. NCBI's taxonomy places the organism in Eukaryota, Metazoa, Chordata, Mammalia, Rodentia, Sciuridae. The record is from RefSeq and is a predicted model, not a curated record. Gene Ontology annotation, biological process: negative regulation of stress fiber assembly; signal transduction.
CCCCGCCCAGCCCCGCCGGACGGCCAGCCCUCGAGGAGAGGCAGCCAGGGGACCCUGCCCAGGACCAGGGCCUGAGGGCGGCCCUCCCCCGCUCCAGAGGGACCUGCCGCUGGCAGCCUCGCGGGGCCGGCUUCCAGGCGGGCGGCGAUGAUCCUCGAGGAGAGGCCGGAUGGCCAGGGCGCCGGCGAGGACAGCGCCCAGCUGCAGGCGGCCGGCGGCGUCCGCAAGGUCUCUGACCCCACGGCACAGACUCGGCACAGCUGGCUGCAGAGUCCCAGGGCCCGGAUACGUCAGCAGAUCAGCAAGGAGCUGCGCAUGCGGACAGGGGCCGAGAACCUCUACAGAGCCACCAGCAACGACCGGGUCAGGGAGACCGUCGCCUUGGAGCUGAGCUACGUCAACUCCAACCUGCAGCUGCUGAAGGAGGAGCUGGAGGGGCUCAGCAGUGGCCCAGACACGCACCGGCCUGAGGGCGAAGGUGUCACUGUCCCCAUGAUACCCCUGGGCCUAAAGGAGACCACAGAAUUGGACUGGGCCACCCCGCUGAAGGAGCUGAUUUCAGGGCACUUUGGAGAGGACGGUGCCUCCUAUGAGGCGGAGAUCAGGGAGCUGGAGGACCUGCGGCAGGCCAUGCGGACCCCCAGCCGAGACGAUGCGGGCCUGAGGCUGCUCGCAGCCUACUACAGCCAGCUCUGCUUCCUGGAGGGACGCUUUUUCAGCCCUGCCCGGAGCCUGGGGCUGGUCUUCCACUGGUACGACUCUCUCACGGGGGUCCCUGCACAGCAGAGGGCCCUGGCGUUUGAGAAGGGCAGCGUGCUGUUCAACAUCGGGGCCCUCCACACACAGAUCGGGGCGCGCCAGGACCGCUCCUGUGCUGCGGGUGCCCGCCGGGCCGCUCAGGCCUUCCAGCUGGCUGCUGGGGCCUUCGGCCUCCUGAGGGAGAACUUCUCCCAGGCACCGAGCCCAGACAUGAGCACCACCUGCCUCUGCGCGCUGGAGCGACUCAUGGCCGCCCAGGCCCAGGAGUGUGUCUUUGAAGGCCUUUCACUGCCAGCCCUGGCCCUCCCCCACGACUGCCUGGCUCAGCUGCACCUGGCUCAGGAGGCGGCCCAGGUGGCAGCUGAGUACAGGCUUGUGCACCAGGCCAUGGCCCAGCCACCCGUCCAGGACUACGUGCCUGCCUCCUGGACCACCCUGGUGCACGUCAAGGCUGAACAUUUCCACGCCCUGGCCCACUAUCACGCAGCCACAGCCCUCUGUGACGGCUCCUUGGCGGCUGAAGGAGAGCUCCCCGCGUGUGAGCAGGUCUUCCAGCCCCCAACCCCUGGCGAGCCCCACAGCCCGGCGCUGCCCCAGCAACCCGAGGAGCGCAGAAAGCUUGCCAAGGCCCACCUGAAGCGCGCCAUUCUGGGCCAGGAGGAGGCGCUGAGGCUGCAUGCUUCAUGCCGUGUCCUGCGCAAGGUGGACCUGCUGCAGGCUGUGGUGGCCCAGGCACUGAGGCACUCGUUGGCCAAGUACUCGAAGCUCGAGCGCGAGGAUGACUUCUUUGAGGCCGCUGAGGCCCCAGACAUCCAGCCUAAGACCCACCAGAAGUCCGAGGUCAGGGUGCCCAGCCUGUCCUUCAUGAAGGUGGCCGACAUCUUUCACCGUCUGGGACCCCUGCCCGUGUUCUCAGCCAAGAAUCGGUGGCAACUGGUGGGGCCCAUCCACCUGACCCGGGGAGAGGGCGGCUUCGGCUUCACGCUUCGGGGAGACUCGCCCGUCCUUAUUGCCGCUGUGGUUCCUGGCGGGCAAGCUGCGGCAGCUGGCCUCCAGCAGGGUGACUACAUCGUGUCUGUGAACGGGCAGCCCUGCAAGUGGUGGAGGCACGCGGACGUCGUGACGCAGCUGAGGGAGGCGGGCGCGGCGGGCGUGAGUCUGCAGGUGGCUUCAAUGCUGCCCAGACAAGAGCCACGCAGCACAGGGGACCACCAGCCAGCUCUGCUGGGCCCAGGGAGGCUUCCGAGGAGCCGGAGAGCGUGUGGCUUCGAGAUGCCAGCACCCACCCGUGCCAGUCCCCAGCCCCUCCUUGUCUGGAGCCGCAGGGCCAAGCAGGGCAAGCCCCGGGGCCGCCCCCCACCCUGCACUGGUGGGGACUGUGGCACCUGUCCCUGAGUCAGCCAUGGUCCCUGCAGCCUCCAAGUGCCCAGCGUGUCUCUGAGGACUGGAAGCAGCCCAAGCCUUCUGUUUCUCACCCGCAGGGACCUUCAGGCUGUGCCUGCCCUGCUCGGGGCCAGAGCUGCCCAUUAAAGACUCUGGUUAGACAAGCCAGAUCAGAGCCCAGGGCUGGGGCCACGGCCACCUCACCAAGAGGAAGCGCCCCUGCCCUUUGGGCACAAGGCUCAUACAGCCACUGCUCCGAGGAGGGCAGGGGGGUGGGGUGAGGGGUCUCUCCCGAGAGAGGCUGUAGGCGCUGGGUGGGGCUCUACUCUACAGCAGGCCCCUGGCCCCAGGUAAUCCUGUCCACAUCCUCAGAGCCCUGUCCACCUUGCUGCUGCCCUGGCUGCAGCCUCACUUCAGCUGCCCUGGGCUCCAAGCCUCCACCCAGCCCUCCAAAGGCCAAGCUUCUGCCUCAUGUGGGGUUCUGCUCUGGGAACCCCUGGACUGUCCUCAGCCCAGCUGGACAAAGCUAGGCCCCCUUGCCGAUGGGCUGCUCUCGGUAUAGGGUCCCAGCAAAGGCCCGUUGUUCUCCGGCCCUUGUCUGCUGCCCAGGAAGCACUGGCAAAGAGACUGAGCCCCCUGGUAGCCUGCACUUGCUGUCUCUGUGUCCAGCCCCACCUGCCCGCCAGGGCCCUGGCAGCCCUCCGAUGAGCCUCCAUGGGGCAGGAGCAGUGAUCCCCAGGUCCCUUGGAGGGGUGGGCUCAGGACCUGGGCCCCAAAUGGAUGAGGUGAGAAGGGAAGCCCGGGCCACAGGCCCAGCCGUACCAGACAGAGGCCACAAGGGGCUCUUCCACCCAGGGCCUGGGGGUUGAGGACAGGACCCUGGACACUGGUGUUACUCCCCAAGGCCACCAGGGGGCAGCCGCCACCCACUGACAGCCACAGGAGGGGAAGGUCUGGGCAGCAGAUCAAGGAAGGCAGAGCAGUCCACUCUGCACUCUGGCCCUGGUUCCAUGGUCCUGGGCCUGCUGUCCAUUAUCCCUGCACACCACCCGUCAGCACUGACGGCCAGGCCCUAAGUGUGGGUGGUGUGAGUGUGUGUUUGGAAGCCCUGAGCACAGAGGCGCCCUCUUCCAAAGCAGAAGGGCAGGACUCUGGGGCCUGCGGGAGUUGGGGGUGGGAGUCCCAGGGUGUCCUGCCACCACAGCCCACCUGGGAGAAUCCGUCAGCAGAACAGGCUAAGGUCACCCAGGAGGUCUCAGCACGUCUUAAGUCGAUUAAUAAAAUCAUGCUUCAAGAAGGUCA